AAAAUACUACCGCACCGUACCAUACGACCACCUAAAAACCCAGCACCCAUCGACCAAUACCAAAUAAUACCCUUUACACACACAACCCACCAACCAUAAGGCUAUCGCAGUGCAUCGGCAAUGGAUGUACGGUGUCCCCUGCACACCUAGCCUGCAUCUAUGUGUCCUGCGUACAUCCACACGCAUAUAUAUGCCAGAAACAGUUCAAGGUUUGCAGCAGCAGCAAAAAAAAAAUAAUGUUUUGUGUUGAAUACUGUUGUGUGCAUGUGUAUUAGAGGAGAGCUGCCAAAAGGACUUCUCGCAUCUGCAUUGAAGCGAUACCUCUCUAUCCAUGUCCUCCAUGAACAUUUCUUGGAAUUGAGUACAACACAUUUGUUUUGCAAGAUAAGGCCUACCUACAGCUACCAUUGCUGACCAACUACCAACCACUGAAGGAACAAGACCACUUAUUGAAUUUUGUUUGCUGCGGGUGGCUGGAACUUACGGUGCUGCAAUGGAUGUUGCAGCAGGUUUGCAGGAGGUCGCUGACAAUAAGGAGGAGUUUGGGGAUCUGGCAAUUACAAUGUUCGGUGAUGGAGUCAAGAGUGGCCAUUCUAGUCCAUUGGAGGAUGCUCUGCUGGGUGACCCAGACAAUUGCAGACUCUGCAGUGGUCCAUUAAAUGUGCCACGUUUGUUAUCAUGUUUGCAUGUAUUUUGCGAACAUUGUUUAGACAAAAAGUUAAUUGACGAAGGUGGUGAUGCUGGUACAUUGAAGACAUCUCUAAUAUGCCCAUUGUGCGAGCAAGAGACGAAGGUGGGUACUAAGAAAUUAGCUUCCCUGCCACUGGAUGUAAUGACUACAAACAUCUCCGAUGUUACAAACUCACUAGAAUUGCAAUGUACUAGUUGCACCGCAAAAGAAAUGGCAGUGUCGCGCUGCUCAACCUGUCACAAUUUGUUAUGCGGCAAUUGCGAGAAGGCCCACCGCUUCAUGCGCCUUUUCGAAAAGCAUGUCGUGAUCUCUUUGGAAGAUAUGCGCAAGGAAGGCAAAAAGAUCACGAUUCAUAAGCCGUUGAUAUGCCCCCAGCAUGCGGGGGAACAUGUUAUUUAUUACUGUAGUACCUGUAAAGUGCCCGUUUGUGCUGAAUGCGCAAAAGUUGAGCAUCAGGGGCAUCAAUACGAUGCCAUCCUUGAUUCCGAAAUGCGUGUUCGCCAAGAACUUGAGCGAAUGUUGGAGGACACCAAGGCAAAGAGAGAUGUGAUGAUGAAAGCUUCGAGCGAGAUCGAUAGCAGCCUCGAAGAACUGGCUAAUCAGAGGAGCUCUUCUCGCGAUCUGAUCAACGAAUCGUACCAAAGCUACAAAGCAGUGUUGGAGAAAUGCCGCGACAAGGCUUUGGUUGAUCUGAAUAAUCUAUAUCGUGAGCGAGAGCUCAAAGUAAUGGACAUGACUCAGAAAGUUGGAAAAGAAAUCGACUUGCUAGAGGAUGCUUGUAAGUAUGCUGCAAGGGUUCUUGAAAUAGGGACCGUUGCCGAAAUUAUGUACCUGCGAAAUGUAGUUGGCACUCAACUACAGAAUCUUAUAAAGAAUACUGCGAAACCGGAAUGCAAAUACUCAUUGGAAUUUCUUGCCGAUUACAAUGAGUUCAAGUCGACUUUGAAGAAGGUUUUUGGACAUUUCCGUACCGAGAAUGGUGAUACGUGUAAACAAGCCAAAGAAAAUGGAAACUUGCCCGUGAGUUUGGCGCCGCUCGCAAUUAACGGCCCACCCGCAUUGAGCAAUGGCUCUCUGUCCAACAGCAGUCCCAUAUCAUUGCCCACGUCAAUGCAGUCAUCUUUUGACGGCGGGGAUUUAAUAUCCAAUCUACAAGGACUGAACUUAGCUGCACAAUCGCCUCCCGUGUCACAAAUCAACCAAGGAUUGCAAGGAUUCUCGAGCAUCGCCGAGUACAAUUUAGCUCAAUUGGCUAGCUUAGCUGAAACUAAUGAAAGCACUACUACCUCUUCAAAUACACAGCCACUUUUUACAGAUUUAUUUACAGACACAGCCUAUAAAAAUCUGCAAUCGCUUGCCAAACUGGGUAAUUUCAACAAUACAGACAACGGGAUUGCUAAUGGAGGUAAUAUGCUGGUACGUCCGAAUUCGCCUGUUGCUUUGACAAUUUCCAAUAACUUGCUGAAUGGAUUCGGCGGAGUCUCAUCGUCAACGUCACCACUUCUAUCAACUCCGGACGAUAUGCUACCAGAUCCCUUAUCCAGCUUAGUACAAGCUACUACAGCGAAUGUACCAACUACUGUCACGCGUGCUGCAAAAGUCAGCCCCAUGCAGAUACGUUGCAAGUUUGGUCAAUUGGGUCCUGGAAAAGGCCAGUUUAAUUCCCCUCACGGAUUUUGUCUCGGUUUGGAAGAAGACAUCGUCGUCGCCGAUACAAACAAUCAUCGUAUACAGAUUUUUGAAAAGUCUGGAACAUUCAAAUUUCAAUUUGGAAUGGCUGGAAAGGACGAAGGUCAACUCUGGUAUCCCAGAAAGGUAGCAGUUAUGAGGUCCAGUGGAAAGUACGUGGUUUGUGACCGUGGAAAUGAAAGAUCCCGCAUGCAAAUAUUUACUAAAAAUGGACACUUCCUGAAGAAGAUCGCCAUUCGUUACAUCGAUAUAGUUGCUGGUUUAGCGGUGACCUCAGUUGGUGAGAUCGUGGCUGUUGACAGCGUUAGUCCAACGGUAUUCGUGAUCUCCGAAACUGGUGAUUUGAUACGUUGGUUCGACUGCAGUGAUUAUAUGCGUGAACCCUCUGACAUAGCAAUCCAUGGAAAGGAAUUUUAUGUGUGCGAUUUCAAGGGCCAUAAUGUGGUCGUAUUCAGCGAAGAAGGCAGUUACAUUAGGCGCAUAGGCCAGGAGAAUAUUACCAGUUAUCCCAACGGAAUUGACAUCUCCGAUGCCGGCGAUAUCCUCAUUGGAGAUUCUCAUGGGAACCGAUUCCACGUUGCCGUUUUCGGUCGUGAUGGAGUCCUUAUUUCCGAAUUUGAAUGUCCAUAUGUAAAGGUUUCAAGAUGUUGCGGAUUGAAGAUAACAUCUGAGGGAUAUGUGGUGACAUUGGCCAAAAACAAUCAUCACGUGCUGGUGCUCAACACCCUCUACAUUCUCUAGAGCCUCCUUGCAAGUAGUAUGAUCUCUAUUUAAUUUUAUUAUUUUAAUUAUUUAACCUACAGAACUGAUUUUAUUGUUUAUUUAAGUAGAUGUAGCAGGUGGUAUUUAGUCGUACUUUAUUUUUUUUCUUUUGAUUCUAUUUUCGACUCAAGAACAAGUCAAGUUGUUGAGACGCACUUUCUUUCAUUUAUUAUAAUUAGCUUUAGACAAAUUUAUCGAAACACAAAAAAGAAAUGAAAAGAUAAUGAAAAUAUUGUGUAAAGAAUUGCCCAAAGUUUAU
Molecule: messenger RNA, 3401 nt
Organism: Nicrophorus vespilloides
Lineage: Eukaryota; Metazoa; Arthropoda; Insecta; Coleoptera; Silphidae
Product: brain tumor protein
Exons: 8
Coding region: 494-3121 (875 amino acids)
Biological process (GO): positive regulation of DNA-templated transcription
Cellular component (GO): nucleoplasm; chromatin
Molecular function (GO): zinc ion binding; protein binding; ubiquitin-protein transferase activity
Source: RefSeq, a predicted model, not a curated record